UGUCCUUUUUGGGAAUUCCGCCAUUAUUCCUCUCCCCACGUCGUAUGGACAGCAGAUCGCCACCAAAUCUUCUGUACUUGACAAUAUACAAUCCGACACUACGACCAGCAGAUAACUUGCCUACAGAUGAUGAAGAUGCGGAGGAACAAGCGCAUAUUUUGUUCUACACAUCGAAGGAACGGGCCGUCUCUCGCGACAGGAUGCUCAGACAGGUCGGAUUAGCUAAAGCCUUGGUGAACUUCUCAGAUAUGUUCAACCCAGACGAUGCCUGUAACAAUAUACAUUCCCAAGGCAGGCGCAUGGUCAUGGUGUCUCCGGAGCCCGACUUUUGGAUAACCGCAUGCGUCGAGCUGGCAAAGACCAUUCGUACACCCACCGUUGGACGAAGCAAGGGCAAGCAGAAAGCCAAGACAGGUACCACCAGCAAGGACGUGGCUUUAGUCUGUGACUACCAAGACUCAUCUGUUGAUGACAUAUCUCUGAGAACGGAUAUUUGUCGUGGAUACGAGCAAUUCAAGCUUACACACGGUUCAUUGACGAGUAUCCUUUCAGCACUUGGACAGCAAGCAUUAGAACUGCAACUAGAAAGAUUCUUUACCCCAUGGGCAUGGGCCUGGAAUUUGGAUUGCGACCGUGGAUUCGGAGACCACCUUGGCAUACCAUUACAUCCCCAAUACCGCUCCCUGGUACCCCUCUUAGACGAUUUCGCAUCCCUGAUACCCACUACAGCCUCGUCGAUAAUAGUUACCCCCUCCCAUGUGAUACCAUCCGCGUCUUUUGUCAAAGCCCGUUACCCUUCCUCCUUUCCAGAACACCUAAUGUGCCUAAUACCUCCCCCUCCCCCACCUUCACCGCAGUUACCACCGGAUUCCCCUGUAAAGAAGCGGCCGCCUGACCCAGAAGCAGACACACGGUCGUCCUCAUUCCUCGGCAUGCCCACGGGGAACCUGAAUAUGAAUAUGGAUGUUCGAAAGUGGGGUUGGCCUGGGUACCUCACAUUUAAGGGAUCUGCAAAGCGGCCAGAAAUACCAACGGCAGAGGUCAACCCUCCUACACCCAAGGACGGAGGGGAGGUUGAAAAUGUUGAAAUCGACAAGAGCGCGUUGGACGAUGCUAUUCAUUCAGAUGUGAUUUCUGUUCACAGUACCAAGCCAAUGAAUGGCGAUGCCGCGGUGAAAUCUUCUCAUGGUGACGAGAGUGGUGAAUCCGAGACUUCGGCUGGGACUUCUCAGAGCUCAUCGCCAGGAUCAUUGAAUAUGUCGUUAUCUGCGGACGAAAAAGCUGUUUCACAGGGCUCGCAUGACAAUUCUGUGGAGAGUUCUACAUCGUCUCGUGAUGAUGGUUCCUCAACUUCUUCGAAGGAAGGGAGCAUUUCUUCACCAAGCCUAGAGCCUCCGCCAGAGCUCUCUAACCUUACGGUAUACCUCUCGGACCCGCCUGAUGGUCUCAAUACAAGACGGAGCAAAGUAGUAUACAUGACACAACAUCCUGUCCUUGUUGCAGUGGCUGGGCUUGAAGACGCUGACUACGAUCUGAGUCUUGCUGCAAAGGUCCAUCAACUAUGCAUGGAAGUAAAGGGAAUCCUCGACGAUAACGCAUUAACCAGCAGUAGCACGGAAACGUUACCGUCAGCUACUAAGAUUCUACAGCCAAAGGAUCGACAUCUUGUUUCCAGGGCCCAAUUCACUAUGUCCAACGACAAGUUCGCAGCCAAGCCAGAGCAGUUCUAUAUCGCGCAACACCUGCUAGAAAGCGACCCCGAUGUCCAAGAAGUCUUUUCUCGAGGCAUGAAUCCGCAGCACUGGCAUAUCGCUCAGCGUGCGCUGAAUCGAGAUACGGAUGGAGAUGUUUACCUCGAAGUAUCCAGAAAGGAAACGAGUUUGUCUGACGUGGAUAAUGUUUUAGCUGGGGUUGUUCGGAGGUAUUCUUCUGUAGACGUUUUUCUACCAUAGAUGAGGACUUUCGUAAACUAUGUAUUUGCUUACUUGCUGUGAAUUUCAGGCGACUUAGACGAUAUUGGGG
This is a messenger RNA of Desarmillaria tabescens, 2022 nucleotides long. RefSeq lists its product as uncharacterized. Lineage: Eukaryota; Fungi; Basidiomycota; Agaricomycetes; Agaricales; Physalacriaceae. The transcript has 8 exons. Bases 45 to 1952 code for a protein of 635 amino acids. Gene Ontology annotation, cellular component: Mon1-Ccz1 complex; intracellular membrane-bounded organelle. The record is from RefSeq and is a predicted model, not a curated record. Gene Ontology annotation, biological process: vesicle-mediated transport.